Messenger RNA from Nothobranchius furzeri (turquoise killifish), 1471 nucleotides. It is a transcript of the gene uchl1, whose product is annotated as ubiquitin carboxyl-terminal esterase L1 (ubiquitin thiolesterase). NCBI's taxonomy places the organism in Eukaryota, Metazoa, Chordata, Actinopteri, Cyprinodontiformes, Nothobranchiidae. The record is from RefSeq and is a predicted model, not a curated record. Gene Ontology annotation, molecular function: cysteine-type deubiquitinase activity. Gene Ontology annotation, cellular component: cytoplasm. Gene Ontology annotation, biological process: ubiquitin-dependent protein catabolic process; protein deubiquitination.
AAGGCAUUGAGUGAAUCUGACAAACUCCGAAGUCGAAGCUGCGUAGUUAGGUCUUCGAAGUCAAACAGCAGCAAUGGCGUGGGCUCCGAUGGAAAUCAACCCGGAGAUGAUGAACAAGAACAUGAGAAAGCUUGGCGUCGGUGGGAACUGGUGCUUCGUUGACGUGCUGGGGCUGGAACCCGAACAGCUCGGUGCCGUCCCAAAACCAUGUUGUGCCUUGAUGCUUCUCUUCCCCCUUACUCAACAGCAUGAGUCUUUCAGAGCUCAGCAGGCAGACAAGGUUUCGACAGACUCGGAUGUUUACUUCCUGAAGCAGACUGUUGUAAAUUCUUGUGGCACCAUUGCUCUGGUGCAUGCUGUUGCCAACAACCAGAGCAAAUUGAGUUUUGAGACAGACUCUGUCUUGAAGGCCUUUUUAGACGAGACGGCCAACAUGUCUGCUGCUGAUCGUGCUAAACAUCUGGAGAAUAACAAGGCAAUCUGUGCGGCUCACAAUGAGGUGGCCAUGGAAGGACAAUGCAGGCCUGAAGCUGACGAAGUCAACUUUCACUUUAUUGCCUUUGUCAAUGUAAACGGCCAACUUUAUGAAUUUGAUGGGAAAAUAAACGGACCUGUGAACCAUGGAGCAACCAGCGAAGACUCCUUUGUUGCUGAUGCAGCUAAAGUGUGCCGUGGCUUCAUAGAACGAGAGCAAGAUGAACUCCGCUUCUCUGCUGUGGCUUUUUGUCAGUGUUGAAGUGUCCAGUUACCACAUCAGCUAAUUGUAAAUGGAAAUGUUCAGAAACAGUUUUCAUUGUACCCACGGUAAAUUAGUGUGCACAUACGUCUGCCGGCACUAAGCACUAUAAAGGAUGUUUUCAUUUACUCUUCAACAUAGCAGUGGUCUUUAGGAUUAUAGCACAAACUGAAUCAAACUCUUCGACACCGAUGCAGUCUUGUGGAAACAGUUAUGUGAUCUUAAUGGGAAAAUAGUUAAACACUGCAUUAAAUAUCAACUACAUGUUAUUUUGCCUUUUUGUCCAACUUUAUAAAGACUGCUUCAAUGCCUUUUUUGCCAAGGUUGAAACAGGAAAACGUUUUUGGAAGUGUUCUCUUUGCAUGCUUUUAAUUGUUUUGUGGUUUGCAUCAUAAAUGCUGGACAUCCUCCAGAGAGCCCAAACACGUUUAUUAGGAUAAGUUUAAUCCUCUGGUUUAUUCUAAUGUUUGGAGUGGUGGUCUUGGGUGAUCUUUGUUUACUUGAAGUUUGAAAAGAUUCAUUUGUUUUACAGGGACUGUUAAAUGCACUUUACCUAGGAAUAGUAUUGUUCUGACACAACUGCACAGAGUUUUGCAAUCUGUUAAAGUAAUGACAUAUCUGAUUCAUUGGGUUGUUGAGCGGCUGUGAUCAAACAUGUUGCCUUUCUGCACUUUUCUGAUCCUCUGUUGCUGUUCUACUGCUAUUGAGAAUUUAAUAAAGCAAACAUUAAAUGUG